CCGAGAGUGAAAGGUCCUAGUUCACCUUAUCCCUUUCGCAUGAUCAGAUAAAAAUCUUCUUGUGUCAACACAAUUGUUUUAAAAAUUUUAAAAAAGUUUCCUUCUUUGUUGAGGAAAACUGAAAAAUGGCGGAAACUAAUACUGCGAAGAAACACUUUGUAUUGGUUCACGGAGCUUGCCACGGCGCGUGGUGUUGGUACAGGGUGGUGGUUUUGCUGGAGAAACACGGCCACAAAGUCACCGCCGUGGAUUUAGCCGCUUGUGGCCGGGACGUCGACAGCCGCCUGGAAGAUUUCCAGACGAUUGACGACUACCAUAAGCCGCUUUACUCUUUCUUGGAAGGUUUGCCGGCCGACGGAGGCGAGGAUAAGGUUAUUCUGGUCGGCCACAGCUAUGGUUGCUAUGCGGUUUCCUCCGCCAUGGAAAGGUUCCCGGAGAAAAUCAGUUGGGGUGUCUUUGUUUCCGGGUACAUGGUUGGUCCUGAGUUGAGUAUCGAAAAGUUUACCUUCAAGCUUACAGGACAAGACAAUUUAAUGGAUACGGAAUUGAAAACCGUAGAAGUGAAUGGAAAGACCCAAACUCAUAUGACUUCCGGAAAAAGGUUCUUAGCUGCCCAUUAUUACCAAAAUUCACCGCCCGAGGUAAAAACACAACAUCUUUCUAUGCAUGUAUCUUUUGUGAAUGGAUUAUAUGUGUGCAUGGUUUGUAUAACAAUUUGGUUUGGAAUGUUACGGUUACAAAUACAAAUAAAAUUCCAAACCAACGUUCAUCUCUUUCCCCAAGAUUAGACACUCUAAUUUAUUCUCUGGCUAUCAACAAAAGAGAGAAUCUGGUUGGUGUGUUUGUUAUCCACGAAAUGUAUUAAUGUAAUUUUCUAAGUUUCGGUUGAGGUAAAAAUAUUAUCUGGUGACUAAGUCAUGCCUUCACUCUGUUUCUUUAUUUUUCUAACAUUUUGUCUAAGGUUUCUUCGAAUAAAGUAAAUACUAUCAUUUUCUAUAAUCUCGUAACAGGAUCUACAACUUGCAUCUUCGUUACUCCGGCCAAUGAGAAGGUUCAUGGGCGAGGAUGAGAUAAAGAAACCACUGUUGGUUACAAAGGAGAAAUUCGGAUCAGUUCGACGUGCAUACAUCAUUGGACACGCAGUGGAGGAGACAAAAGCGAAUCAAAGGUGGAAUGUCGAAAAGAAUCCGCCAGAUUUCGCUACAGAAAUACAAGGAGCAGAUCAUAUGAUCAUGUUUUCUAAACCUCAAGAACUUUGCGACAUUUUACUUGAGAUAGCUCGGUGAGAAAAUAUAUACUCUCUACGUUCCAAAAUUAUUGUCUAGUUUAGAUUUUCAAUUUUGAUAUUGUACUAAAAUUAAAAAUCCAUACCGAACCAUCAGACGGAGAAAAUAUACACUACCUAGUCUUCAGUUAGCUAUAUAUAUUAUGGAAAUUAGAUUUAUGGAUUGUUAAUCAUGACCCUCUCAAUUUUAUUUUUAUCCCUACGAAUUUCAAAUUUACAAGAGGGAAAUAAGCGUAAGACCCUGAAAUAGGGAUUAUCAAUAACAG
This is a messenger RNA of Oldenlandia corymbosa var. corymbosa, 1551 nucleotides long. The record is from the annotation of a GenBank genome assembly. Lineage: Eukaryota; Viridiplantae; Streptophyta; Magnoliopsida; Gentianales; Rubiaceae.